Molecule: messenger RNA, 1676 nt
Organism: Ictalurus furcatus (blue catfish)
Lineage: Eukaryota; Metazoa; Chordata; Actinopteri; Siluriformes; Ictaluridae
Gene: lenep
Product: lens epithelial protein
Exons: 1
Coding region: 1014-1205 (63 amino acids)
Biological process (GO): multicellular organism development
Source: RefSeq, a predicted model, not a curated record
AUAUUGUAUAAAAUAUAUAUUACACAAUAAUUUUUUUCCACUGCAACAAUAUGGGAAAACUGCUUACCUUUUACUGUAACUCAAAUCCUUCUACUGAAGACGUUCUUUAUUAAACAGUAGUAUUUUAGGCCUCCCAGGUGACUAUUUAUAAUGAACUUUACAUUUUAGACAUUAGAAACCUUAGAAGACAUUAGAAGUAUUCUUUGUUUUCCUCCAGGAAAAGCUACAUCAAAUGGUGCCAAUAAUUUUGAAACAGAAAAAUGAAAAGUGUACAUUUUGAAAUAAUGCUGUUAUAUUAAAACUGUAGUGUUCCCAUAUGUUCAGGCUCAAAUAUCCCUCUUUUCAUGUUUGCUUUGGCCCAUUUUCAUGAAGGAAGCCAGUAAUUCUGAGUUGAUUGUAUAAAUUUGCUAUUCCCCUAUGCGUACGGUUAACGUUCUCUUCUGUUUUAAACAUCCUACUUGCAUAGGAAGGAAAGAACAAUGUGAGUAUUCAAAGCUUUUGCACUAGUCAUGAAAUGGACGCAGUGGAUAUGCCACUGAUGCCCAUAAAUGGCUUCCUAAAUCACAUUAGAACAAAAGGCACCAGUUCUGUGGGGAGUAGAAUGGACCAAUCAUGUGUUUGGGUAAAUGUUUUGAGAAACAUGUUCAGGAUCUUUUCCCAGAACAAAAGAUGAACUAAAGAUGCACAAUAGGGAGAUUAAAGGUUUAAUGACUGUACAAUAUAAUGUCAGAGAAUAGUAGAAAGUGCAUGGUCCACUGGAAUGUUCCUGAGCUGAAUACAACAUAUAGAUGCAGAAAUAGUGCUGAGAUCAUUCAGGGACUGUGUGUGUAGAUCACAGCAGAUACUGAGGGGGUAGAAGGCGGUUUCGUUUUCGACGCUCUUAAGCACUGUACAGUGUCACACUGGAGAACUUUAUCACUCAGGAUCGAACGCAAGUCCACGCUACCCUUCGCAAAUUUCUUGCCCGUUUUUUCAGCCAUCCUUUCCAGUCUUCAGCGGGGAAUCAGCACCAGAUGCAUCCUCAGCGCCCCCUGGCGCAGGCUGUGCCUGCCUCACUGGGCCAGAAUCUGAGAGACCUGGCAUACGGCUUUGGCCCUGGAAAGAAGCUGCUGGGAGGGAACAUCUCCUAUGGGGUCAUCCAAUCUUUGAAAGAGUGUCUUUACUUCCUGCUCUGCUGCUGGUGCAUAAAAGAGAUCCUGGACUGAAACAAAUGAACGAGAAUCCAAGAUGAUCUGGGAAAGUGAGGGCUUUGUUUUUCUCCUUUUAUUCUUUGCCUCUUAAUUUGAGAGUGAUGGUGACGCUGAGUUGCCUGCUGCCUGAGGUAAGCAAAAUGCAAACGACGUUCCAUAAUUUCAUCUAUAAUUGAAAGCCACUGUCAGGAUUGUAAAGAAGGUAUACUGUAAAUCAUCUGUUAAAAAAGACAAUUGUAUCUUGAACCAUUAUUUAAGAUAACACAUUUGAAACCCUCUCAUUUUUUGAUUCCCAAGUAGUUAAUUGUUAAGCUAACUCCUAAUUGUUAAGUGAACUUUCUGAAAUGUAAAAUAAUCAAUGUGCCAUUGUGAAGAAAUAUCCUGAUUGUCAGAUUAAUAUAUUAAGUCAAUAUAACAGUGACUCACCAGGGAAAUAAGCAAAUUAUCACCUUGGGUUAUAUUCAAAUCCUUUUCAUAUAUUCUUAA